Messenger RNA from Zea mays, 1957 nucleotides. RefSeq lists its product as uncharacterized. The record is from RefSeq and is marked validated. The transcript is spliced from 2 exons. NCBI's taxonomy places the organism in Eukaryota, Viridiplantae, Streptophyta, Magnoliopsida, Poales, Poaceae. Gene Ontology annotation, cellular component: NSL complex. The coding region runs from base 102 to 830 and encodes 242 amino acids.
CCCCCUCGAAGCCUCCGUCCUCGCCAGUCCAAUCUCCAACGUCGGAACUCCGAAGAACCACCCCCAAAUUACGCAGUAGCCCGUACGAAUCUCCGCUCGCCAUGGACGCCGUGGCCUCAUCCCGGAACACCGUUGCACUGGCGGCGCCCGCGGCGGUGCCGCUGGAGGCUCAUGCCCAAAACCCUAGCAUUGCCAUCGCUAACCCGCCGUCGCCGGAGAUGGAGGCUACAGCGGAGGCGCUCACGCAGGAGGAGGUCCUUCGCCGGCGCCGGCGCCGCGCGGCCCGGCUAGCUGGUGUGUACCGCCGGCUCUACUGGGCCAUGGCCGAGGAGGUGCGCGCGCGGCACCGGCAGUACGUCUGGGAUCUCGCCCGGAGCCCACUGGAGGCAGAGCAGCCGCCGGCGCCUCCUGGGGGUCCCGUCCCGGCGGCGGUUGGGGAGCCGCCGAAGCCGGCACCGGUGCCGAGGAGGAAGAAGUGCGGGUUCACAGGGUGCAAGGUGCGGGCCAUGGCCACAACCCGCUUCUGCCACUCUCACAUCCUCUCCGAUCCCAAACAGAUGCUGUACAAGCCCUGCGCGUCCAUCAUCAAAAGUGGGCCACAGGGUGGGCUUGUCACCUGUGGUAGACCGAUCAUAAAGUCUGCAGCUCCCUCCUUAUGUAAUAUGCACUUGCAAAAAUGCCAGAAAAACAUUGCAGCGGCUUAUAGGAAGGUUGGCUUUAACCCAUCCCUUACAGGCAAAGUCACCCCAAAGUUUAGUGUUUUGGUUGCUGAAUGUGUUCGUCAGAUCCAAGACAAAAGGAGAAAAUCACUGAAAGCUACAGCACAAUAGAAAUGUCCUAAAGACGGAAAUGUUGAUUGAAUCAUACUUGAUCUACAUGUGUGUGCAUAAACUUCAUGGGAAUAUUAUUCUGAGGUUUAUCCAAAACAGUGAUAACGGCAGGUUAGUACAGUCAGUCCUGCUCCUACUGGAAUGAUAUGAAUAAUGGAAACUUGCAUCAUACGCAUUAGUUGAAGAUUGAAGUGUCAUUGGAAGAAUGGAUGUCGGGAAUAAUUGUUAACAGCAUAUUUGAAAUGAAAAAUUGAAUGGACAACAUCAUGGGAGAAUCAAGUAUCUGUGAGAGCCUGCAGCAUACAGUUAUAGAAUCCUACUUACAUGGGCAGCAGCAUGUUCUAUUGUUUAUCGGGCAGUCUUUAUCUUGGGCUUUGUGAGUUGCUGAAGAUGCAGCAAGACUGCAUGGUUGAUAUGAUGGUGUGUUGAACAUCAUCAGCUUGCUGGCAGUAUUAUACAGCCUGCAUGAAACUGGUGAUUGCCAGCAUGAAAUACCUACCUACAUGGGCUCGAAUGAAAAACUUGACCACUCCUAGAAUGUCACCGUUCACAUAUUGAUUUGGAUUCCAUUUUGGUGUUACACAGAUCCGAAUUGCAACCUGUAUUGCAUUUAUUGGUAGCUCGGUGUGGAAAAUGUGCAUAUUCUGGAGGAAGCAAAAUUAUUUCUUGCCAAAUUGAGAUUCAGUACAGGUGCUUAUUCUGUUCUUUGCAGAGAGAUGUAUGAAUGCAAGAUCUGUACUUCCAUGGCAAAUGAACUGUGCAAUAUGAGAUGGUACGAGAAUGUUGCACAUCAUGAACGAAAGUAAAGAGCUUUAUAUAGCAUACAGCUAUGAGGAUUUAUGUUUAUUGGACAUUCGUUGCUUGGUACUGUUAUAAAAUUUCGUGAUGUUGCGCAAAUAAUUACCCUUGGUGGUUCAAAUCUGACUACAAUGUAUGGGUGUACCGGAUUGUUUGGUUGCAGUUACCUGUAAGAGCUCAGGUCUGAUAAAGGCUAAGGCGACAAACAGAAGAUUAUUUUUCCUGAUACCACAGUUGACAGUUUUGCUAUUACCUGUUAGAUGUUCCAAUAUGUAAAUCAGUAAAUAGCACUUGAGCUUACUUCUUGUUUAUCUUAUCCUCAGAUUUGU